Messenger RNA from Lodderomyces margitis, 1332 nucleotides. Its product is annotated as mRNA-processing endoribonuclease. The record is from RefSeq and is a predicted model, not a curated record. Bases 1 to 1332 code for a protein of 443 amino acids. NCBI's taxonomy places the organism in Eukaryota, Fungi, Ascomycota, Pichiomycetes, Serinales, Debaryomycetaceae. Gene Ontology annotation, cellular component: nucleus. The transcript has a single exon.
AUGGUUCUACCGUCCAUAUAUUCGAGUCAAGGACUAUCUGAAAAAGACUCAAACAAGGUAAUUACCUCUGGGAACAACCAAGACAAACGUCCAGUUGAAUACACAUUGAAAACCAUAGAUGACAAAGUUCAAGCAGCAGUUGAAAACCAAGAUCAUGAUGAAGACAUCGAGAUGGUCCCCAUGGACAACGAAAAGGAAGUUGAUUUGAUAACAUCAUACGUCAGUCAACUGCGAAAUGUAAACUACUACGACGAUGACGUGGAUAUGAAUAUAGAGCAGGCUCCUGAUUUUACACUAGUCGGUGGAAAUAUAUCAUUCUUGAUUAUCGAUACAAAUUUCUGCAUUUCCCACCUAACCAUUCUCGACGAGCUCGCGAGAUUAGCCAACGACUUUGGUAUAAAGAUCAUAAUCCCCGUAUAUGUAAUCCAAGAGUUGGACGGAUUGAAAAAUUCAAAUAAGUUGGAGAAUGAUGAUUCAAGUAAUGAAUCAGUAAAAAACUUUGCCAGAUGGGCCAAUGACUGGAUAUAUAACCAGCUUGCUAAUAGUCUGGGCGUCGUCAAGGGACAAAAAUUAAGCCAAAGAAUAAAUAAGGAUUUGACAAAAGAUGAUGCCAUUCUCGAUUGUUGUUUAUACUUCCAGGAAUAUUAUUCCCAACACCUCAUCGUUCUAUUAUCAAAUGAUAAAAACCUUUGCACCAAGGCUUUAGCUCAUGAGAUUUUAACAGUCAGUUUUAGGACAGGUAUGGAGGCGAAGUUGAUUGGACAAAAGAUUAUGGAAGAGAGCAUGUCGAGGUUUGGGCACCGCGAAGCAAAGUAUAAGCCAGUUGCAGGCUCUGGUACUUCAUCUAUACAACCGGGGUUUAUUGCGCCAGAAAUUACCCAAGUUGCUAACUUAACGACUACAAACCCAGGGGCUUCUCCUCUGGCUUUGAUUUAUCGAGAGGUCCAAACGCUACUAUUUAGUGUUUUACACCACUGUAUGGUGGCAGAAUACCAAGAAGAUAUUGACCUAAUACGUGACUAUAAAAAGGAAAACGUUGUCAAUUUGCUUCAAUGUAGCCAAUUGUUGAUUAGAUUUUGGCUUUCCGUAUUUCAGCAGUACUUUAAAGCUAUGCCAGGAAGAUUUGUGCCAUUUGAAGAGGUGGGGGAAGGUAGGCGACUGAAGAAAAUACCAGUAUACGUUGAUGAACCAACGACGGAGAAUGCAGGGAAAUUUGUCGACUUUUGGUCUGCGGUGUUGAAAGUGUUGUAUCAUGGGAUAAUGAAUGAACAAGAAAACGAAGUAUUAGAUCUUUUCAUAGCUAGAUGGAAGGAGUUAGCGUCGCAGGUUUGA